Rubroshorea leprosula is the source of this 731-nucleotide messenger RNA. Lineage: Eukaryota; Viridiplantae; Streptophyta; Magnoliopsida; Malvales; Dipterocarpaceae. The record is from the annotation of a GenBank genome assembly.
UUUUCUUUUUUUUUGUGAAAAAUGAUUUCUUGGAAGGAUUUGUCCACCGUCUUGAAGGCGGUGAUUCCACUUUAUGUAGCGAUGAUCUUGGCAUACGGGCAUUCCACUGUUGAUCGCCAUGUACGGCCAGGACUCCGGCGGCCUUAUGGUCCUGGUGGCGGUUCUCCAAUGCAUCAUCUAGUACACUCUGCUUCUUUUUCUCUUCGAGCACCGUGGUGCCAAGAUCCUGAUCAUGGAGCAGUUCUCGAAGACUGCCACUCGAUUGUCUCCUUCAAGGUGGAUUCCGACAUUGUCUCACUCCAUGGACGGGAAUUUCUGGAAAUUGAUGCUGAAAUUGUAGAAGACGGGAAGCUUCAUGUCACUUUGAGGAAAUCAAACACUUCUCGUCGUUCCUUCGCAAUGACGCCACGGCCAUCCAAUCUUACCGGUGUUGAGAUAUACAAGCUUAAGUUCAUCCCGGAAUCCAACGCCCAGAGGUUCGAAUUUCAACCAUUCCGAUUUCUAUUCCAUGAUGGGAAUUCAGGGGUUCCAAGAAGACAGUCCAACUUUGGUCCAGCCGAUUUAUACCCUGUUCAAUCAUCAAGAGAGGCCGACUCCGAGACCCUCAAAUUUUGAAGAAAAUUGUACAGCAAUGUCUCUUCAAAAUAUGGUAAUUUCAUUGACAAUUCAGAGCUUGAUGAAGAAGUGACGCUCGAUGAAUUGCAAAUCUUAAAGAAACAGUGUUUAAUUUU